This is a messenger RNA of Histoplasma mississippiense, 711 nucleotides long. Its product is annotated as mitotic control protein dis3. The coding region runs from base 1 to 711 and encodes 236 amino acids. Gene Ontology annotation, molecular function: RNA binding; endonuclease activity; 3'-5'-RNA exonuclease activity. The transcript has a single exon. Gene Ontology annotation, biological process: rRNA catabolic process. The record is from RefSeq and is a predicted model, not a curated record. Gene Ontology annotation, cellular component: cytoplasmic exosome (RNase complex); nuclear exosome (RNase complex). Lineage: Eukaryota; Fungi; Ascomycota; Eurotiomycetes; Onygenales; Ajellomycetaceae.
AUGCAUGACGUCGCAGAAUACUUCUGCGCAGGGACUCACGCGGAGUCCGAAUUCCGCCACUACGGUCUUGCCUCGUUAAUUUACACCCAUUUCACCUCCCCCAUUCGGCGGUACGCAGAUUUGGUCGUCCACCGCCAAUUAGCUGCUGCAAUCGGCUACGAAGGACUCGGCGCCUCUCCAGCCGAAGGACUGGCUGCCCGGAGCCGCCUAGAGGAUAUUUGCAAAAAUAUCAACCAUCGCCAUCGUAAUGCACAGCUUGCUGGCCGUGCAAGUAUAGAAUACUAUGUUGGACAGGCGCUCAAGGCGCGCGGCGAACAAGAGGCGUCUAAGCUUGGGGCAAGUGUGGGGACGAAUGCGGGGAUAGAUGAAGAAGGGUAUGUCAUGCGCGUGUUUGACAACGGAGUUGUUGUUUUCGUACCGCGAUUUGGCAUCGAGGGCGUUGUGAGGUUAGAGGAUUUCAUCAUCUCUGGAACUCAACCGGGUAAGGGGAAACAGGUUGCUCCCAGGCGGGAAAGUGAGUUCGAUGCGGAGGAGUAUUCGUUGAAGGUUUGGGAACGAGACGGUGAGAGUGGAGCUGGUUGGAAUCCGAAGAAUGGCGUGGUGGUCGACUUGUUUGACAGAGUUAAAGUUAAUGUGAGCUCCGUGAAAGAGGAAGGGGGCCGUGGGGCUGGAAAGAGGAGGGUUCGAGUAUUAAUUCUGGGCAAAGCUUAG